Messenger RNA from Lathyrus oleraceus (garden pea), 779 nucleotides. Its product is annotated as peroxiredoxin-2B. Bases 149 to 637 code for a protein of 162 amino acids. Gene Ontology annotation, biological process: cellular response to oxidative stress; hydrogen peroxide catabolic process; cell redox homeostasis. Gene Ontology annotation, molecular function: thioredoxin peroxidase activity. The record is from RefSeq and is a predicted model, not a curated record. Gene Ontology annotation, cellular component: cytoplasm. The transcript has 3 exons. Lineage: Eukaryota; Viridiplantae; Streptophyta; Magnoliopsida; Fabales; Fabaceae.
UAACAUAAAUAAAAAAUUUCUUUAGGACACGUUUGUAGCCACACUCUCACCACUAGCCUAUAUAACUAGGCUUUUACCUUCGGAAUUAACACACCGUUUGUCUCGUUUCAGUUCUCAUUUUUCAACUACAGUCUCAAAAUCAUCUUCAAUGGCUCCAAUCACUGUGGGAGAUGCGAUUCCAGAUGGCACCUUAGCUUAUCUCGAUGAAGAAAACAAACCCCAGUCCGUUUCAAUUCACUCCCUCUCCGCCGGCAAAAAAGUCAUCAUCUUCGGUGUUCCCGGUGCUUUCACCCCCACUUGCAGUUUGAAGCAUGUGCCUGGAUUCAUUGAGAGAGCUGAAGAACUGAAAGGAAAGGGUGUUGAUGAAAUCAUCUGCAUCAGUGUGAAUGAUCCAUUUGUGUUGAAUUCAUGGGCCAAAACAUUCCCUGAGAACAAGCACGUCAAGUUCCUUGCUGAUGGCUCCGCCAAAUACACUCAUGCUCUUGGGUUGGAGCUUGACCUGACUGAUAAAGGCCUCGGCAUUCGCUCGAGGAGGUUUGCUCUUUUGGUGGAAGACUUGAAGGUGAAGGUUGCAAAUGUUGAAGGAGGAGGAGAAUUCACUAUUUCAAGUGCUGAAGAGAUCAUCAAGGCUCUUUGAAACCCUUAAUGAAUGUUUUUUUUAGUUUUUAUGAAAAUUCAGAACAUGAUAAUGGAUACAUUUUAUGUGGAAUGUUGUUGUGUAUUCUAGAAAAGGACAUGAUAUGUUGCAUAUUAUGGAGAAAUAAAAUUGCUUGUCUUAA